CUCAACCUAUAUAAAUCAUCCCAAUUACAGUCUCAGCCUCUUAGUAGUUCUCUAUCGCCCCAAAUUUCCUCUUCGUCUUCCCAAAUUCCCUAACUAUCGCUCACGUUUCUCUCCGUCUUUCUCUUUCUUGCUGGAAAACCCUACCUUCAGUCACUCAUUCGCGAUGCUGCCUUUUUCUUCGAUCGCUUCCGCUCAGAUUCGAUAUCUGCUCCAGAGCUUGAAUGAGUACAACUCCGACUCUGUUCUUGAAGAGCUUUUUCAGUAUAUCAGAUAUGGAGUUGAGGGAAGCAUAUUGUUGCUCCAAACAUGCUUGGAUCACCUGAAUAUUUAUGGGAAAGACUUAAAGAACAUGCAGAUGGAACCCGUUUUUACUUCAAUUGUUAAAUUCCUCUUCGAUAAGCCGAAUUUCAGUACAGUGCUUUGUGAGUCACUGAAAAGUACAGCUAUUGAUGAAGAUUUUCUUGGAAAUUUCUGUAAUGCGCUAUGCUUGUCAGCAUCUGAGAAAGUUGGAGUUGGUCUUGCUUUGUCAGAUUCAGAAAGACUUGAUGUGCGAUUAUGUGGGAAAAACUUCUGCAUGGCUCAGAUUGGGGAACUAUGUGACAGCCAUGUGUCUAUAGAUUCUGCUGAGCAAAUUCAGAAUGUUCUUAUAUUUCUUAAUCGAUCUGAGGGUCUAUCCAAGCAUGUAGAUUCAUUUAUGCAGAUGGUAUCUUUAGUGCAGUUGAAGGAAGGAACUGAAUUUAUUUUGGCUCCAUUGCUGUCGAAUGAAUUGCAUGAAGCCAACUUCUUGAGGAAUUUGGAUAUUUACAAUGAUGUCAAUGAAGAUGAUUUUGACGCUCUUCUAGCAGAAAUGGAGAAGGAAAUGAGCAUGGCUGACAUAAUGAAGGAAUUAGGUUAUGGAUGCACGGUGGAUGUCUCACAGUGCGAGGGGAUGUUAUCUAUUUUCUUACCGCUGACUGAGGUCACUGUCGCUCGGAUCCUUGGCACAAUUGCUUGCACCCAUAUGAGUCUUGAGGACAACCAUAAUACAUUCUUGACAUUCUGUUCUGCUCUUGGUAGCAGCAGCUUAUCAGAUCUGCCACUUCUGAAUUCCUGGAAUAUCGAGGUCCUGAUAGAUUCAAUCAUGCUGCUUGCUUCUGGGAUCAACUGGAUAAAUGUCAUUGAGAAUCUGGAUCAUGAGGGAUUCUAUGUCCCUAACGAGGCUGCAUUUUUCUUUCUCAUGUCUGUUUAUAGAUAUGUGUGCCAGGAUGCAUUUCCACUCCAUGCCGUCUGUGGUUCUGUUUGGAAGAAUUCUGAAGGCCAGCUAUCUUUUCUUAAGUAUGCUGUUUCAGUACCACCUGAAGUAUUCACAUUUGCACAUUCUGGGAGGCAACUGGCAUAUAUUGAUGCUGUAAAUGGUCAUAAGUUUCAGCUAGGACAUGCAAAUCAUGCAUGGUUAUGUCUUGACCUAUUGGAGGUGUUGUGUCAGCUAGCUGAGAGAGGCCAUGCAAGUUCUGUUCGAGCAUUGCUCGAGUAUCCACUUAAGUACUGUCCUGAAAUAUUGCUUCUUGGGAUGGCCCACAUUAAUACUGCAUAUAAUCUCAUUCAAUAUGAAGUGUCUUCUGCUGUCUUCUCCAUAGUACUUAAGAAUGCUUCGGGGAAUGGUAUGGUUCUUCAUCUCUGGCAUGUUAACCCCAAUAUCUUGUUGCGGGGAUUCAUAGAUGCUGUCAACAUCGAUCCGGAAAAUAUGAAUAAAGUUGUUGAUGUAUCCCAGGAGCUGAAGAUUCUAUCACCGGCAUUGGAUAUGGUUCCUUUUUCUUUUGGUAUUAGGCUUGCUGCCCUUGCUUCUCAAAAAGAUCUCUUAGACUUGGAGAAGUGGCUGAGCACUAAUUUGAGUACAUAUAAAGAUAUUUUCUUCGAGGAGUGCCUCAACUUUUUAAAGGAGGUUCAAUAUGGUAUUCAGGAUGUUUCUGCUAACCACUUCAGUCAGACUGGUGCUCUCUGGAAUAUUUAUUACGAGACAAGUUCUACCUUCUUAAAGGUCCUUCAAGCUCAUAGAGGCUUUGUUUCCUCUAGCCAGCUUUCUAAGGAAAUGGAGAAGUUGCAUGUAACAUUUAUGCACGCUAAUUUGAGACUGAAGAAUGGUGCCGGUACUGGUUCAUCAACUGCCGAUGGAUGUGCAGAUGAUAUUGAGGUAGUAGUAAAUUCUUACUUCCAUCAAAUGUUCUCUGGUCAGCUGGCCAUCAACGCAAUGAUUGAAAUGCUUGUGCGGUUCAAGGAAUCUUCAGAGAAAAGGGAACAAUCAAUUUUUGAGUGCAUGAUUGCCAACCUAUUUGAGGAAUACAAUUUCUUUUCCAAGUACCCAGAAAGGCAGCUCAAAAUUGCUGCAGUUCUCUUUGGUUCCCUUAUUAAGCAUCAGCUUGUAAAUCAUCUCACACUUGGGAUUGCCUUGCGAGCUGUUUUGGAUGCAUUGCGUAAACCUGCAGAUUCAAAGAUGUUUGCUUUUGGGACAAAGGCUCUGGAACAGUUUGUGGAUCGCCUGAUUGAGUGGCCACAGUACUGCAAUCAUAUCUUGCAAAUAUCUCAUCUGCGUGGCACUCAUUCAGAGCUUGUUGCACUCAUUGAAAGGGCACUUGCUAGGAUUUCUUCAGGAUAUUCAGAAUCAGAUUUAGGUCAUACUGCUGUUGCUGAUCAACAUCAUGGUUCUGUCCUGGCUGCUGUGGCAAAUGUGGAGAUGUCGGCUUCAUCAUUCCCAUCAAUUGGAUCUGGUGGUUCACAUCCAGGGUCACAACUUUCUUCUCCAAUCCAGCUUCAACAAAAACAUCAAAAUGCUUUGGAUGAGAGGCAUGAAACCUCUGUAACUUCUCCUAACUAUGUGAAGCCGGUUUUACCACCUGCUGGGCGACCUUCUGCUGUUUCUCCAAGUGGUGCAGUUAUCAUUCAGAAGUCUCAGAGUUUACCUAGUGGUCCAGCAGUGCCAUCUUCCUCUCCUGGUUUUACUCGUGCAUCCCGAGCAAUUGCCUCAGCAAGAUUUGGAGCUGCUUUAAACAUUGAAACACUCAUUGCAGCUGCGGAGAGAAGAGAAAACCCCGUAGAGGCUCCAGCAUCAGAAAUUCAGGACAAGUUAUCAUUUAUUAUUAAUAACUUAUCUGCUACAAAUAUUGAAGCUAAAGCAAAAGAAUUUACUGAAAUUCUAAAAGAGCAGUACUAUCCUUGGUUUGCGCAGUAUAUGGUCAUGAAAAGAGCAAGCAUCGAGUAUAAUUUCCAUGACUUGUACGUGAACUUCAUGGAUAAAGUUAAUUCAAAGCCUUUGAACAAAGAGAUUCUCCAGGCCACUUAUGAGAAUUGCAAGGUACUUUUAGGAUCUGAGCUUACAAAGUCCAGUUCGGAAGAGCGUUCGUUGUUGAAGAAUCUAGGUACCUGGCUCGGGAAAAUUACAAUUAGCAAGAAUCAAGUUUUACGGGCGCAAGAGAUUGAUCCCAAAUCUUUGAUCAUAGAGGCAUAUGAAAAGGGUUUCAUGAUUGCUGUAAUUCCAUUUAUCUCCAAGGUAUUGGAGUCAUGCCAUUGCAGUCUAGCAUAUCAACCUCCUAAUCCUUGGACCAUGGGUAUUCUUGGAUUACUUGUUGAGAUUUAUGUAAUACCAAAUUUGAAAAUGUGCCUCAAGUAUGAAAUUGAGUUGCUUUUUAGGACUAUUGGUGUGGAUAUGAAGGGCGUAACUCCGACUUGUCUUCUCAAGGACACGGUGAGGGUGGUUGAAGGAAAUCCGGAUUUCUGGCAGAAAGAUGAUGAAUCAUCUCAAACACAGAUGGUUGGUGAAGUUAAAUCUGGUAUUAUAUCUGCACUGAAUCAAGUUGAGCUACCAGUAGAAGGAGCUGGUCCAUCUCAUCCUGGGGGUCAUUCGCGUGUAUUAUCUCAGUAUGGAGCUCCUCUACAUCUUUCUUCUGGAACAUUAAUGGAGGAUGUGAAGCUGGCAGCAUUAGGAUUAUCUGAUCAGCUUCCUUCUGCUCAAGGAUUUUUACAAGCACAAUCACCAUUUUCUCUUCCUGUACCAGCAUCAAAUAUUGAACAUCAAGUUGUCGUCAACCCAAAGCUCCAUGCUUUAGGCCUGUACUUGCAUUUUCAGAGUGUGCUUCCAAUCACAAUCAAUAGAGCUAUUAAAGAGAUAGUGUCUAGUAUUGUGCAAUGCAGUGUCUCUAUAGCAACUCAAACAACAAAGGAGCUUGUUUGCAAGGACUACGCCAUGGAGUCAGAUGAGACCCGCAUACGUAAUGCAGCACACUUGAUGGUUGCGAGUUUGGCUGGAAGUCUAGCUCAUGUGACAUGCAAGGAACCUCUGCGUGGUUCAAUAUCAAGUCAGCUCAGGAAUUUGCUUCAGGGUUUGAAUAUUGCAACUGAACUCCUUGAACAAGCUGUUCAACUCGUUAUUAAUGACAACCUUGAUCUGGGCUGUGCGCUAAUUGAAAAAGCUGCAACAGAGAAGGCAAUUCAGACCAUUGAUGGGGAAAUAACUCAACAACUUUCUAUAAGAAGUAAGCACAUGGAAGGUGUUGGCCCCACAUUUUUCGAUGGCAGCCCAUAUAUUCAAGGUCACAUGGGUAUUUUACCGGAUGCUCUCCGUACUAAACCUGGCUGCAUAUCCCAGUCUCAACAGAGGGUUUAUGAGGAUUUUGUCCGGUUACCAUGGCAAAACCUAUCAAAUCAGAGCUCAAAUGCUGUGCCCGUUGGUGCAUCUUCUUCCACCACUGGUGGCUCAUCCAGAGCAUAUGGUUCAGCAUCUGGACAGCUAAAUCCUGGCAUCUGCUCAUCUGGCCUUGGAAAUGAAGGUUUGGGUGAUGUUGCACAGCCCUUGGAUCUUGUCUCUGAAGAUUUGGAAUCUACUAAAGCUCAGCUUCAUAGUGUUUCCGCUUCUCAUUUUGGGAUUGGUGAUAGUGUUAGUCUGCACAAUUUUGAAUGUGAUACGACUUCAUUCCCUUUGGCGUCAUCCACUGAAUUGCCUUCAGUGGAACUAUCUAAUGUAUUCAAAGAUGCUGGAGUUUCUGUGCAACCAUUGCCUCCAUCCUUGGCUUCUGAGUGCCUUGGAAGUAAUAUUUCAGAACCUUCGUUGACCACAGGCGAUGCAUUGGAUAAUUACCAGAUUAUUUCAGAGAAGCUUAAAACUCUGCUGGCGAAUGAAGCGAAAGAGGCUGAAAUUCAGGGAGUUAUUGCUGAAGUCCCUGAAAUUAUUCUCAGAUGUUUAAGUCGAGACGAGGCUGCCCUGGCUGUGGCUCAAAAAGUUUUCAAGGGUUUAUAUGAAAAUGGGACAAACGGUGCGCAUGUUGGUGCACAUCUUGCAAUUCUGGCUGCAAUUCGUGAUGUUAGCAAGCUUGUUGUCAAGGAGCUGACUAGUUGGGUGAUUUACUCUGAUGAAGGUCAGAAGUUUGACAAAGAUAUCACUGUUGGCCUUAUUCGCAGUGAAUUGCUGAACCUUGCGGAGUAUAAUGUUCACAUGACAAAGCUUCUUGAUGCGGGAAGGAAUAAAGCGGCUACUGAAUUUUCCAUAUCCCUCAUACAAUCCUUGGUGAUUAACGAUUCUAGGGCCAUAUUGGAGCUUCACAAUCUUGUUGAUGCACUGGCAAAGCUUGCAGCAAGACCUGGUUCUCCUGAGUCAUUACAACAGCUGGUUGAGAUUGCCAGGAACCCUACUGCUGGUGCCACUGCUCUGUCUAGCAUAACUGUUGGCAAGAAGGAUACUAAUGCUCAAUCUAGAAACGAGAAGGCAACUGGGCAGUCUCUACCAAGCCGUGAAGACUACAAUGUUGCAGAUUCGUUUGAACCAGAUCCUGCUGGUUUUUGUGAGCAG
Messenger RNA from Ilex paraguariensis (yerba mate), 5815 nucleotides. The record is from the annotation of a GenBank genome assembly. Lineage: Eukaryota; Viridiplantae; Streptophyta; Magnoliopsida; Aquifoliales; Aquifoliaceae.